This is a messenger RNA of Mycosarcoma maydis (corn smut), 1983 nucleotides long. RefSeq lists its product as uncharacterized. Lineage: Eukaryota; Fungi; Basidiomycota; Ustilaginomycetes; Ustilaginales. The coding region runs from base 1 to 1983 and encodes 660 amino acids. The transcript has a single exon. The record is from RefSeq and is a predicted model, not a curated record.
AUGGCGCCGAAACGCAUGCCAAAGGUGUCCAGCUCACCUUUACCAUACUCAACCGGAACUUCGACCGCAUCUGAGCCUGGUCGGCACGCCAACCCGUUCAGUCCAGUCGAUCCCAACGUCUAUAAUGAUUACGACGAAGCAAUGCAGGAUGGCGUCGAGCUUGAAGAAAAGGGCGAGCGUUUCCAAUUUGGGCCAAAGGCUCAACGCUUCUAUGUACAAGCUGGCACGCUAUACGCUCGAGCGGCACACCUUGCCGGCGCCAAGAUCGAACGACGUGCAGACGCGCUGUACAAUGCUUCACGAAUCUACUUUCUGCUCGCUUCGCAAUUCGCGCUGCCACCCGAGAACUUGGAGACUUUCGUCCAAGCAGUCACAACAGCGCAACAAGCAUUGCGUCUUGCUCCGCCUCUUCCUUCUGUAGGCUCGACACAGACCACCCUUCCGAACCCGUUCACCCUCGAUAUCAUGACCCACCUGGCAACGUGUUUGCAGACGCUUGCCGAGGCAGUAGAUGAGCUAGGCUGGCCGCAUGGGCUCCAACCACCAGUCUUGAUAUCACAGGGUACGAACGAGCAGUCCUCGCCGAUGCUGCUAUGGAAUGAGGCGCUCACGAUCUUUCAGCAGGUCGCAAACGGACAGGACACUAUCUUGCAAGACCAGCAUGUUCAUGACAUUUCAGACGAACAGCCAGCCGAUACGUAUGGUAUGCCCUCGACCAGCUCAAAGCUGGACGAAGAAGAGCUGCAGGAUACCGGUGACGGACAAGAUGUGUACGGCUACACUUCCUCGUUGGUCACUCCUCCAUCGCUGAUGGAGACAUAUUUGUCAAUGCUUGCCUGCCUGACCUCUUUGAUCGAGGCAGCUUCCACAAUGGAAGAUAUUCAGACGCUGAGCGCUGCAGUAGACCGAACUGCUUGCAAAGCGGAAGUACUGGCUUCUGACUCCCACUCGGUAGCAAAGCUGCCGGCCACAAAAAAUGACGCGGCUAGAGCUUCUUCAGAAGUUGCAGCAAGAUGGGGCGAGGUUCAGCGGUCCGCCCUGACAGCACGAGUGCAAUGUGUCGCCAGAAUGAUCAUGCUGAGCCCGGAACCGUCACAGGUUAGCAGCCAAGUGGAGACGCUUAUGCAGACAAUCAAUGACUGGGCGGCUCAACUGAUCUCGAAUCCUACUGCAACUGAAGCUAUGCCUGGUCGCAGAGACGCCAAGGUAGCAGAGCUUUGCGAUGUCGGCGAGGCGGGGCAAAAUAUGUGUCGAGCAUCACUACGACUCAUGCCGUCCGAAGCAGGGAUUGCGGCGAUUUGGUCGCUCGCCACGUCGAGCACCAAACUCUUCCUGCAGGCGUUGGCUGCGCUCGACACCGGUGCGCCAGGGGGAGGCUCAGCGGCUGUGCUCGGCCAAGCCAACACGUCGACGCCUACGUCUCGUGCACGAUGCCGCAUACUGCUUGCGCUGUCCAGCAUGUCCAUAUUUCGCUCCCAUCCAGGUUUCGAAGCAGCAGGCAUUGCGGGGGCAAAAGGAACUCGAACCAAACUCAUCGACAAUGCUCGACUGUACGCGCGCAAAGCCGUUACCGAGAUCGGACUUGGAUGGUUGCUGCAACCUUCGCCCGCUCAAACGCCCAGAGCCGCUGUGAUACCUCCUCCUGGAGGAUGGGAAAGCCUUUCGCUUGAGUCGGAAGCCACAUUUCAUCUGCUUCGAGCUAUGCUGUUCCGAACCAAUGUUAAUGCCGCAGUGGACUCGAAAGCGGCCAAGCAAGACCAGGCUGAAAUGCACAACCUCAUACAGCACAUUCUACAGCUACGUCACAGGCCCAUCCAAGUUGGUGCGACACCGACUGCCACCUCGAUACAAUUGGCUGAUUGGUUGUACAGCCAAAGCGCUAAGUCGUUUGUCGAUGAUAUCGUGGAUGACAAUGGACGCAACGUUGUGCAGGACGAGAUUACGUGGUGGGAAAAGCUCUUUUCCGACCAGCUUGCACACUGA